AUGGAACGUUUGACGCCUCAACAACGUGUUGUUGUAAAAAUUUAUUAUCAAUAUCAAUCGUCCGUUGUGCAAAUACAAAGAGGAUUACGAGAUAUUUUCGGCCGUAACCAUGUUCCAAGUAAAUCCACUAUUCUUCGCGUAAUUAAAAAUUUUGAAACUCUUUUUACCGCGGCUGACAGACCAAAGAGUGAUCGUCCUCCUAGUGCACGGUCAAACGAGAACAUUGAAUCUGUGAAGAAUAGCGUUGCUGAAAAUCCAGAGACCUCCGUAAGACGUCGUGCUCAAGAACUUGGAACAAAUCGGCAAACAGUUUGGACAAUAAUGAAAAAAGAUUUGCAUUUCUGUCCCUAUAAAGCUCAAUUGACACAAGAGUUAAAAGAAAGUGACCACGAACAAAGAAGAGACUGGAGCACGAAGAUGUUACAGUUGAAUGUUGACGAUCCUAAUUUUUGGCAAAAGUUAAAAUGGUAA
Messenger RNA from Habropoda laboriosa, 471 nucleotides. RefSeq lists its product as uncharacterized. The coding region runs from base 1 to 471 and encodes 156 amino acids. The transcript has a single exon. NCBI's taxonomy places the organism in Eukaryota, Metazoa, Arthropoda, Insecta, Hymenoptera, Apidae. The record is from RefSeq and is a predicted model, not a curated record.